Messenger RNA from Cottoperca gobio, 10104 nucleotides. It is a transcript of the gene kat6a, whose product is annotated as K(lysine) acetyltransferase 6A. Lineage: Eukaryota; Metazoa; Chordata; Actinopteri; Perciformes; Bovichtidae. Gene Ontology annotation, molecular function: DNA binding; transcription coregulator activity; chromatin binding. The transcript is spliced from 17 exons. Gene Ontology annotation, cellular component: MOZ/MORF histone acetyltransferase complex; nucleosome; chromatin. The record is from RefSeq and is a predicted model, not a curated record. The coding region runs from base 915 to 7877 and encodes 2320 amino acids. Gene Ontology annotation, biological process: regulation of transcription by RNA polymerase II; nucleosome assembly.
CCUCCCCCACCUCCGUGCUCCUGUUUCACUCAAAGAUGGCGUCUGCUCUAGAACCCCUGCUCUGUGGCUGCAUUUUUAGGCUUGUUGUUGUCUCCGUUUCGCACGGUUUUGGCACCUUCUCCUCGGCAGGAUCGACACGAGAUUCCGGGUUUGUCAGCUUCCGAAGUGCAGUAGGCGUGAUGGUGAUCAGUCGUGGCUGUUCCCUGGGGUGAGAUAUCUGCUCCGUCCCUGAGCUGAGAAGCCCAAACUGCUGGACGAGUAAAGGACAGCGAGAGACAACAAAUUAAGACGAGGAAACGUGGAUGCUGAAAACAUUUCCCAUCUUGUGGAAUGUUAUAAUCUACAGACUGCAUUGCCCUCACCUUUAUCAUUGAAGCACUACUUUCAUGUCUUGGAUACCAUGAUUAUCUUUCACAACUUGCAUUGAGAAUUGGCUGGUUUGCCAGUGGCAGGAAACUUGACCUAGACCUUUUUUUGUCCGUGUAAAGGUGUUUUGCUACAGGGACAGUGGAAAACACCAUAUUUUUCGUCAAGAUCUACUCUACCCUACAUUGUGUGCUGUGGGAGUUUAAGUUGCUAAUAGAUCUGCUACUUCCUCCACUCCCCCUGCUUCUCGCCAGGGACCUUCACCUGGCUGGGAGUGGGUGGUCGGUGGACUGGAUUUUACCAGGUGGAGGGUUGGCUCAGGGGUUUGUGCUAUGGUGAGCUGCUCAUUACCGUGUUGCUCAUACUCAGCUUCUGAGGGAAUCUCUGUGCGACCCCAGGACAAGGGAUAGUACGCAGGCAGAGGGCAAAGAGGAAGAGGAGGCGGCGCUACGGCGCAGGCCAGGUGUUUCCUUGGCUUACAGUUCCUUUUUUGUGUGUGGUCAUUGCGGUAAGGCUUCAGGGCCCCCGCACCCACCUUGACCGCAGCCAUGGUGAAACUGGCCAACCCAAUGUACACCCAAUGGAUCCUAGAGGCCAUCAAGAAAGUGAAGAAGCAGAAGCAGCGACCAUCAGAGGAGCGCAUUUGCAAUGCAGUCUCCAUGUCCCAUGGUCUGGACCGCAAAACUGUUUUGGAGCAGUUAGAGCUUAGUGUCAAGGAUGGUACCAUCCUUAAGGUCACCAACAAAGGUCUCAACUCCUACAAGGACCCUGACAAUCCAGGGCGCUUGGCUCUGCCCAAGCCCAAAGGUAGUGGCAGCUCUGGAGGAGGAGGAGGAGGAGGAGGAGGAAGUGGUGGUAGUGGUAGUGGUAGUAGUGGUGGAGGAGGAAGUGGAGGUGGUAGUGGCGGUGGAGGCGGCGGUGGAGGCAGCAGCAGCGGUGGUGGUGGUGGUGGUGGUAGUUCUCACUCUCAUUCGGUGAAGAAACCGGGACUCGACUGGAACAAGUUGAUCAAACGGGCACUGGAGGGGCUCCAUGAGCCUGGCGGCUCCAGCUUAAAGAACAUUGAGCGCUUUCUCAAGUGCCAGGCUGAUGUGGCGGCCUACUUGUCAGGCAGCGGCUCCAUGGGGCCUGGGCUCUUCCACCAGCAGCUGAGGGUGGCCCUGAAGAGGGCCGUGGCACAUGGACGCGUGGCCAAGCAGGGUCCUAUGUUCCAGCUCAUCAGCCGCAGCAGCUCCCUGGAUGACGGGACCGGGACGGUGUCUCUGGAAUCACUGCCACCUGUACGGUUGUUGCCCCAUGAGAAAGACAAGCCGGUGGCAGAGCCCAUCCCCAUCUGCAGCUUCUGCUUAGGGACCAAGGAGCAGAAUCGUGAUAAGAGGCCGGAGGAGCUCAUCUCCUGCGCCGACUGUGGCAAUAGUGGCCACCCGUCCUGUCUCAAGUUCUCCCCAGAGCUCACAGCGCGAGUCAAGGCUCUGUGGUGGCAGUGCAUCGAAUGCAAGACUUGCAGCAGCUGUCAGGAUCAAGGAAAGAAUGCGGACAACAUGUUGUUCUGUGACUCCUGUGACCGGGGCUUCCACAUGGAGUGCUGUGAUCCCCCCCUCACGCGGAUGCCAAAGGGCAUGUGGAUUUGUCAAAUCUGCCAACCCAGGAAAAAGGGAAAGAAGCUUUUACAUGAAAAGGCAGCACAAAUCAAACGGCGCUACAACGCCCCGCUGGGGCGGCCCAAGAACAGGCCGGGGCGGCCCUUCAAGAAGUUGGGCGGGCGAGGUCGGCGGAAGCGCUCGGCCUCGGCCAACUCGUCCUCCAGCUCCUCCUGCGAAGGUUACCCCGGCGACGACCGGCUUCUCUUUUCAAUGAGGGACGACGACGACCUGUCGCAGGGCAGCAUGCGCUUCAACAACAAGACCAAGGGCCUCAUCGACGCCCUCACAAAGUUCUUCACACCGUCGCCCGAGGGCCGUAAAGCACGGCAGGAAGUGGUGGACUAUUCACAGCAGUGUCGCAUCCGGAAGAAAGCCUGUCGCAAAGGAGAAGGAGACGAUAGAGACAAUCAGGAAGGCAGCGACUGGCGUGACGAAGAUGAGAAACUGCCCGGCCACGAGAACCUGACGGAGAAAGACAUCGAACUGUUCAGACACAUCCAGGAGCUGGCCCUGCAGAAAGUCGGGGUGACGGGUCCUCCAGACCCUCAGAUGCGAUGUCCGUCAGUCAUCGAGUUUGGAAAGUUUGAAAUCCAGACGUGGUAUUCGUCACCCUACCCCCAGGAGUACAGCAGACUACCGAAGCUCUACCUGUGUGAGUUCUGCCUGCGCUACAUGAAGAGUCGCAGCAUCCUGUACCAGCACAUGAAGAAGUGCAGCUGGUUCCACCCGCCUGCUAACGAGAUCUACAGGAAGGAGGACGUCUCUGUGUACGAGGUUGAUGGGAAUGUGAGCACAAUCUACUGUCAGAACCUGUGUCUGCUGGCCAAGCUGUUCCUGGACCACAAGACCCUCUACUACGACGUGGAGCCCUUCCUCUUCUAUGUCCUGACUCAGAACGACAGCAAAGGUUGCCACCUCGUUGGCUACUUCUCCAAGGAGAAGCACUGUCAACAGAAAUACAACGUGUCAUGCAUCAUGAUUCUUCCUCAGUACCAGCGCCAGGGCUACGGACGCUUUCUCAUCGACUUCAGCUACUUACUGUCCAAGCGUGAGGGCCAGCCAGGAUCUCCAGAGAAGCCUCUGUCGGACCUCGGUCGACUGUCCUACAUGGCCUACUGGCGCAGCGUGGUGCUGGAGUGUCUCCAUGAGGUCCGCGACCGCCAGAUCACCAUACGACAACUUAGCAAACUGACGGGGAUCUGUCCGCAGGACAUCACCACCACUCUGCACAGCCUCAGCAUGCUGGAGCAGCGAGGAGACGGGCUGGUCCUGGUGCGACGGGAGAAGCUGGUGUCCAACCACAUGACUCGUCUCAAGGCUCGGCCGCGGCAGCUGGAUGUCGACCCCGAGUGUCUCCGCUGGACUCCCGUCGUUGUAACCAACACUGUGGUGUCUGAUGCCGACGACGACGAUGAUGAGGAGGAUGAAGAGCCAGAGGAAGACAACCGCAAGGAGAUCAAACCAAGUCACAAGGUCCCACCGAUGUCCUGGCACAUGCGCCAAGCAAAGAAGAGGGAGGAAGACGAGGAGGAAGAGGAUGAGGAGGAGGAAGAAGAGGAAAGAAAGGGCUUCCUGGGGUUUCCCAUUAGCCAAAGCUCUCCAACGUCCCCUCCCAUCCGCUGUCCACCUUCGAUCCCAGAGCCACCACGUCCCCCUCCCCCAACAAAUGGAGAGCGCAGACCACGGGGGCGCCCACCCAAAAACUGGCCUUGGGGCAAGGUGAAGGACAGCGCGCGGGUGGGACGGCCACCUAAGAUCCGCCCGGUGGAGGACGAGGAUGAUGAAGACGAGGAGAGGACAGAGGGAGGAAAGAACACAGGCUCUGCCAGCAGCCCCCCCUCCCUUUUCUCCGUGGACAGACAAGCAGAAUCCACAGCCUUUCACUCACUGGACAUGGCAAGGCACCCCUCCAUAACCCCCACACGAAGAGGGCGGCCCCCAAGGAAAAAGAGAGGCCCUAAGCCCAGAUUGAUGGACGGGCCCGGAGACGGGCUGGCACAGCUUCCUGUGGUGUCCAGGUUGAGUGAGUCUCUGCCUGUCAGGAAGAGCUGCUUCAGUGAAAGCAGCGAGGAAGAGGACGAGGACGACGAUGAUGAUGAUGACGACGAAGAUGAUGAUGAAGAGGGGAGGGCAUGCUCCCCACCCAUCCUCACCAAGCCUGCCAUGGGGCUGAAAUGCAAGAAGCCACUGAGGAAGCGUCGUAUUCGCCAGCGCAGCCACCCUCACAGCAGCGUGGUGACGGAGACGAUUUCUGAGACCACAGAGGUGUUGGAUGAGCCCUUCAUAGACUCCGACUCAGAGAGGCCUAUGCCGAGGCUGGAGGAGGAGACGCCCCUGGGCCACCCACUGCACCGCUACCCCCCAGCCCGCUCCGCCCUGAGGUUGUCUGACCCCGCACCCAAAAGGGGCCGGCACUCCCACCUCACGGAUUCAGAGGAAGACGAGCUAACACCUGUGCUGAAGCCUGUGGCUGCUCUGCCAGCAACUCCAUCAGAGACACUAGCGGCCAACCCUGAGGUCCCAGUGAAGAAGAAGAAAGGCUGGCCCAAGGGAAAGAGCCGCAAACCGCUGCACUGGAAGAAACGAGGACCUGAAAAACCACCUACAGCUGGAGAUAGUCAGGCCCAAAGUGGGGACCCGCCACCGCCCAAAAUCAAGAUGAAGCCUGGCCGCAAGCCCCGGAGCUGGUACCUGCAGCGGGCCCAGGAGGAGGCGGAGAGGCAAGAGCAGGAGAGACCGAGGAUGUUGGAGCAGCAGCUUGAGAAAGAUCCUCAGCUUCUCCAGACAGACGACCGUAACAGCAAGCGAGUGUGCAGAACCAACGCUGACAGGGACAACAAACAGAAAGACUCUGAUGAAGAAGAUGACUAUCUCCCUAAGCCUAUUGAGCAGAAAGUGCCCAAGAGGCGAGGGAGACCGCCCAAGAACCGCUCCCUCUGCCAGCCACCGCAGCCUGCCCCCAAACCACCUCCCACCUCUGAGCCAGAGGAGGAAGAGGAUGAGGAGGAGGAGACUGAACGAGCCUGGGAGGAAGACAAACCCAGCUGUCCACCGUCCCGGCCCCUGCUGUCCCCUUCUUCCUCUUCCAUGUCAGGGCCCCGGGCCCCACAGUCCCGGCCUCAGGACACAGAUAUGGGCGACAGGGAAGACGAUGAUGACGAUGAGGAGAGGGAGGAAGAGGAAUGUGGCAGCAUGGGCAGCGGUGGCGGUAGUAUUAACAGACGAGCAGCAGUCACACCGGGUUCAGGAAGCAGGCGCAGUGAGGACCACGAUGCAGAUGAUGAAGGCGACGGACACUUGGAGGACAAGAGCAACAGCAGCAACAACAGCAGCAAGAAGAGAAAAAGUCAGGACUCUGAAGAUGAAGAUGAGGAAGAAGACGAGGAUGAGGAGCCCGCCUCCCGUGCGAGCUCCCCUCCGGUCAAAGAAGAACCCCAAGGUGGAGAGGCUUUUUUAGACAUGGAGAACAGCGUGGCCCGGGACUAUGUCAGCAAGCAGGAGGAGGAAGAAGAGGAGGAGGAGGAGGAGGCUGAGGAGGAGGUGCAGGAGGCAAAGUGUCGGCCCUCCUCGGCCGACCCACAGCAGGAGGAGCGGCGGCGCAGAGAGCAGGAGGAGUCUGCGGCGGCGGCCGCGGCAGUGGAAACCGUCACGGCCAUGUCUGUUCCCUCUGAGCCCAUGGAGCUCCAGUCUCUGCACCCGGACGACAAAGACGUCACACUUUUGAUGGAACCCCAACACGCACAUCCACACUCCCACCCUCACCAGCACUCUGACUUUAAAGAGGAGCUGGGCCACCAUCACCCACACCACCCCCAUCACCACUCCAAUGAGCUGGACCUGGAGACGAUGCAGGCCGUCCAGUCCCUGACGCAGGGGGAAGCCCAGGACGAAGAGGCUGAACCCCAGCCACACCAUGGGGCCUACCAGGACUGUGAGGAGACCCUAGCUGCCUGCCGGACGCUGCAGAGCUACAGCCACGCGGGGGAGGCCGAGGAGGAGGCUCUGGCGUUAGUAGAGGAGUGUGGGGCAUCCCAACACAGCAGCCCGCUUCCUAAUCCCCCAGUGCCGCCUCUGCCCAGUCAAUCUGUGCGCUCGGUGAACAGUCCGGGGUUGACCUCGGGUAUCAUGGACACAACACCCGUAGGACCAAGGGGAGGCACGCCCGUCCCCUCUGGAGCAGGGGGCGGCGGUGGAGGAGCUGGAGGGGGGUACACCCAGAUCACGCCAGAGCAUCCCAGUUCUCUGUCUGCCCCCUCCCAGCAGAACAUGGAGACGUCGCCAAUGAUGGAUGUACCGUCCGUGUCGGACCACUCGCAGCAGGUGGUGGACAGCGGCUUCAGUGACCUCGGCAGCAUAGAAAGCACGACGGAGAACUACGACAACCCCAGCAGCUACGACUCCACCAUGGGUGGAGGGGGUAACGGAACAGGGAACGGAGGGGGAAUGUCGGCCGCUGUAGUUGCAGGAGCUACAACGGCUUCCUCGUCAUCCUCUUCUUCAAACUCGGCCACCCCGUCCUCCCAGUCUAACAGCUGCUCCUUUGUGCCGGCACCCAGCCUCACAUCUUCCACAGGAACGGGAGGAUCCCAACACCCGAUGGGCAGCUGUAGCCUCAUCCAGCAAACAGGACCAGGGCCCAACAGCGCACCCAGUGCUGGUAAUGUAGGCAGUGCUGUGCCCCAGCCCCCGCCACCCCCACCACCGUCCAACACUCCCAACUGCAGCAUUAAGUCUCCUCAGAGCUGUGUGAUCGAGAGGCCUCCCAGCACUAACCAGCAGCAGCAGUCACAAAAAAAGGUUCCUCAGCAGCAACAAGCCCCCAACCCUCAGCCUCCACCGUCCGCACCGCAGCAGCAGCAGCAACAGCAGCAGCAGCAGCAACAGCAACAACAGCAGCAGCAACAGCAACAACAACAACAACAGCAGCAGCAACAACAACAACAACAACAACAACAGCAGCAACAACAGCAACAGCAGGCCCUAUCCCAGUGUAGCAUGGGCAAUGGCUUCUCCUCCACCCCCAUGAUCAUGGAGAUCCCAGAGAGUGGCGGCGGAGGAGGCGGCCGCACCCUGUAUGAACGCAUGGGUCAGGACUUUGGCACAGGGGGCUACCCCCAGCCCUCAGCAACCUUCAGCCUGGCCAAACUCCAGCAGCUCACCAACACCAUCAUGGACCCCCACGCCAUGCCCUACUCUCAUUCAGCCUCCGUCACCUCCUACGCCACCAGUGUUUCUCUCUCCAACCCCGGGCUGGCCCCUUCACCCCACGCUCCCCUCUCUCAGGGCCAGCCCACUAUGACGCCUCCUCCUAACCUCAGCUCUGGCUCCAUGAACCUGGGCUCCCUGCAGCUGCAGUGCAACAUGCCCACCGCCAACAUCGGUCUGGGACCCCCGCCACACACGCAGCGGCUGCAGGGCCAGAUGGCUACAGUCAAAGGCCACAUUUCCAUCCGGUCCAAAGCCACUCAGCAGCUGGCUCCGGCCCCUCACCAGCAGCAGCUCUAUGGCCGCAGCUCAGGGGCAGUGGCCAUGCAGGGCACGCCGCGCACCUUGGCCGUGCAGCGAGGCAUGAUGCCAAACCUCAUGCCCACGCCAGCACCAUACAACUCCAUGAACAUGCCCCUGAACGCCAUGUCAGCCGGCUACAGAAUGCCCCAACCCAUGAUGAACAGUGGCUACCACAGCAAUCCCCCUUACAUGAACCAGCCAGCUCAGUACCCCAUGCAGAUGCAGAUGGGCAUGAUGGGCGGGCAGGGUUACCCGCAGCAGCCUAUGCAGCCCAAUCACCACGGCAACAUGAUGUACACUGGCCCAUCCCAUCACAGCUACGCUGGCGUCCCAAAACAGUCAUCUUACAUGAGCAGAUGAGCAGCCGAGAAGUGAGAGAAGGAGACAUGAGCUGAUACUCGCUGUACUCUAAAUGUCCAUUUCUCCUGUUCACCCUCCCCAGUGCCGCGGCAGGCACCGGGGAGUGACGGUGAUUGGAGACAGAGAGGGUCUUUGGGUUUCCUGUUUUUCUACGUUGUCAUUUUGUCCCUUUUUAUUUGGGCUCGUUUCCCCUCCCCUUCCCAGCGAGCAAGUCGCUGGGGCUCUGGGUUGGGGGGGUGUGAGUACAUGGACCUUCUGCCGCGGCGUGCUGCUGCAGGCCAGGCACACACCGCCCUCUGUAAUGUGAUUUCACACAGGCCCGGGGUGCUCCAGGAGGAGAGCAGGGGAGGACGAGAACGACGUGGAAGAUACACAGAGAAAGACGAUACAGGAGAACCUCUCUUCAGACUGCGAAUGAAAAACAGUGGUUAACUGAAUAUAUUCAACCAUGCACACAAUCUUUUAAGUGAUAUAGGAAGCCUUACCUUGGAAAAAAAGAGACAAUGAAACAUUGUAGGCGGACUUUUGUUUUGUUAAACAUAAUGUUGAAUAUUAUUUUUGUUGUCGUUGUUUUUUAAAUACUUGUGUGCAGUCCGACCUCUUAUAUGCUUUGGUCUUUAUAUGUGUGGCAUUCUGAAAUGGUGAUACACCCCCACACCCCACCCCCCGCUCGCUCAGAAAUCCCCGAAACAUCUUUGUCAGACGGCUUUGCACCUAGUUCCAGAAAAAGCAUAGGAGCGGGGCCUCCAGGUGUUCGAGGUGUCGAGCGGUUCUUAGAGUCUUCCCGGAUGGAUCAGCAAAGACACAGAAGAGACGAGCGCGCUACCGUCUAUUAAAUGUCCAUAAAUGAAACAAGUAGCAUUGUUUCCCAGUUUGCCGCCACUCUGAAACGUUCAGAUGUAAAUAUUCUGGUACUUCCCAAUAUCCAACACACACACACACACACACACACACGCUGUUCUAGCUGUCGCCAAUCGGUGGCUAGCUCAGGAAAGUAAAAACAUUGAGCUGUUCUUGUCCACACUCCACUGACAGACGGUGUAUUAUGUCAGCCUUUUUUAGCAGUUUAGGGAAUGCAGAACAAGCGGUGGGGAUUUCCAUUUAACUGCUUUAAGGAAAAUCAGUUAGCUGACCUCUCCUCCUUAAGUGUUAGUGACCCAGAGAGGUCCCGGAGUCUGCUUCUGAAUGGUGUAUUCUGUUUAUUCUAUUUCUUUUUUGUUUUCUUUUCCGCAAAAGUCUGCACUCCCAUUGGCUAGAUGGCAGGACAGUUGGCCUUUAUAAAAGGUGCCUAAAUGCCUGAUCUAGUGCAUGGUUUGGCCCUCACGUAGAGGCACACUCGUGUAAAAGCAGGGUCGGAGGCGAGUCGGCGAUCGAGGUUCUGUUGGUUGACCUUGUUGCUCCAUGUACCAGUAUUCAAAGUCAAAAGAGGAGUUUUCAUUUUUCUUACAGACCUGACAUGGCAUACUUUAUUUGUGUGUAUUGUUCUGUUCUCUACUUUUAUUUUGUGUUUUUGUUUCUUUCUGAAUUUUAUCAGACUGGGCAGCUUUCUUUUAUGACACGAGCUGACUCUUUUUGACUUUAGAAAAACCUAUUGUAGAGAAAAUGUUUUUUCUAUAACAUAAAAAGGAAACUCUGACAUUGAUAUUGGUACUGUCAUUUUUUUCACUUCUGUUUCAGGAAAAAAAAAACAAUACAUAUUUUUUAGCUCGCCUCUUGGGUAUUACUUACUAAGAAAUUCAAAAUUUAAAAAAAUUACCACUCACUUUUAGUGACUUUAAGAUGCCUUUAACCUCUCCAUUCCAUCUCAUCUCUAGAGUUUUUCUAUCUUUGUGUAGUAUAUUAAUGCUAUUUUAAACAAAAGGACUACAAAUAUCUAAAGGUCACUUGGCAUUCUUUUCCUUUGUUUUUUUACUUGUGUGUGUGUAUAGGAUGACUUCCUUACAUUUAAGAGGCAUGUAAAAAGGAGCUCAGUAUAUUUCUGUCUGUUUAUAUCGCUUCCCUUUUUGUAUCCUUUGUAAUUGUACAUGUUUCGUUGUAUGCUAAGAGAGCGCAAAAUAAAGAGAGGAGAGAGCGCUGGACACGCAGUGAAGGCCGCCUCGACUCUCUACUCUGUCCCUGUAUCUAUUUCCAUUUAUUCUGUUUAUUUUUUUCUUUCUUUCUUAGCAAGUACUUUCAAAGAACUCUGUACAUUUUAACAUAAAAUGAAAAUAAAUUAUGUUGAGCCAUU